Messenger RNA from Penicillium verrucosum, 201 nucleotides. RefSeq lists its product as uncharacterized. The record is from RefSeq and is a predicted model, not a curated record. NCBI's taxonomy places the organism in Eukaryota, Fungi, Ascomycota, Eurotiomycetes, Eurotiales, Aspergillaceae. The transcript has a single exon. The coding region runs from base 1 to 201 and encodes 66 amino acids.
AUGAUGGAGUCACACUGGGGUAACUACGAUGAGCAGUCCCCGCUGCCGGCUGCCCAAAAACACACCGCGCACAAUAAGAUGAUGGAGUCACACUGGGGUAACUACGACGAGCAGUCUCCCGAGCCCGUUAGGAGAAAUGCCACUGCACAGCGCAACCCUCUCGGCCACAACCAGCCCAGCUGGACCCACGGAGAGAACUAA